This is a messenger RNA of Ictalurus punctatus (channel catfish), 7144 nucleotides long. RefSeq names its product PR domain containing 11 (gene prdm11). The record is from RefSeq and is a predicted model, not a curated record. The transcript has 8 exons. Bases 814 to 4236 code for a protein of 1140 amino acids. Lineage: Eukaryota; Metazoa; Chordata; Actinopteri; Siluriformes; Ictaluridae. Gene Ontology annotation, molecular function: protein binding.
UGUGUGUGUGUGUGUGUGUGUGUGUGUUUUAUAAUGAGCUACGGGACUUGUUUAUAUCUGCGUUUUAGAAAUUUAGAUCUUUGCGCCUUGCUGCGUCCCACCAUCCUCACGGUUGAUUAUUUUCCUGUAACAGCAUGCGCUGGUUAUGAUGAUUUUAUGAUUUAUUCCUAACAUUUUCAGCUGUUUAGGAUUUGAGACCUCAGAGACGGCUCUGUGUUCACGGAUCAUGUGUUUUUUAAUGAAGAAUAAAUAAGGGGUUAGGUGUUCAAAUCACAAAGAGUGAUGUGAUGUGAAAUCCUGCACAAUGGGCUGAACUAUCCAAGUGCUUGGUGUACAACAUGAUGAUGAUGAUGAUAAAAUUAUUGUUAUUAUCAUUAUUAAUCUUGCCUAAAUCCACCCUGAUUUACAGGCAGGUUAAGAGGUUAUGGGGCAGGACAUGUAGCUCUAAUCAAAAACUAAAAACUCCUGGAAAUGAAAACUUUCCUACACCCUCUCCUCCACAUCAACGCAGCUUUCUUCCGUUUUUCCAUGUCAUUUCCUGUAAUAAAAAAAAAAAAAAAAAAGGGGGGAAAAAAAGAUGGUGGUCAAAGCUGAAGAGAAGCAGCUGACUCGUUAGAAAAGAUGUGAGGAGUUAAAAGUUUGGCUCUCGCCUAGACUAGUUUAAUUAGCUGCUGGUGGUGGAUGUGGGUGUCGUCGCGGCUGCUGCAGAGGACGGGAAGUGAACAGCUAUGGACGGACUGCGUCUUGUGCACAAGUUGUAAGAUGUUUGCAUGAAAAUUGGCCAGGGGUUUGGCCCUCCAUCCUGCAGUGACCAUGGCGGACUCCGUCGCCUUUUACACUGAGCCAUGUAUGGAAACUGAGCCAGAAUGCAGCACAGGUGCCAUCAGUGAUGGUGCUUCUGAGGAGCCCAACGAGAAAAAAGCCAACCAUGAGCGCUGUGUGAACGUGGGACGACGACAUGUUGACUGCUGGUUCUGUGAAGAAUGUAAGGAGUAUUUCCUAGAGGAAUGUCUAGUCCAUGGCCCGCCUGUGUUUGUGCCUGAUACGCCCACCGCGCUUGGAGUGCCUGAUCGUGCAGCUCUCACUGUGCCUUCGGGGAUUCAGAUCGUUAGGGAAGGCCUGGACGUGGACGUGUGCUGCAUGGAUGAGAAUAUCCCGAAAGGAGCUCUGUUUGGCCCCUACCAAGGCCAGCUCGUAGGAGCCAAGGACAAACCGUCAGGAACGUACUCUUGGAUGAUUGUCGAUGAGGACAACACUUACAAAACUGUCGAUGGCUGUGACGUAACUAAAGCAAACUGGAUGAGAUACAUCCGGAAGUCUUCAGAGGACGGUGAGAGAAACUUGAGUGCGUUCCAGCACGGUGAACAUAUUUACUUCCGAGUGUGUCGCAGAAUGGCGGUCAGGGAGAGGCUUCGCGUGUGGUACAGCGACGAGUACGCAAAACGUCUACAGGAUAUGUGCGAGGGCAGUCCCAACCGCAAGGCGGACACAGGGAUAAAUUCAGAAGACGUCACCCAACACCAAGAAGAAGCUAAAGGCCCAGUUCUGCGCUCGACUAUACAUGGAAGGAGAACCCUCAUAAAGCACGGGAGCGACGAGGCAGAUAGCCAGCCUCAAGUGAAGAAGAAAAAAAUCGAUCUCAUAUUCAAAGAUGUCGUAGAAGCAUCUCUGGAAGCAAGCCAGUGUCAGAACAAUCCACUAAACAGCACUCUAUCAUUACCAAGACCAAGAGCACAGGCCAGCAGUGUCUUCAGCCAAUCCGGUACAUUUUCAGCAAAUGUAGUGGAGACAAUGCUGGGCCAGGCCGAGAGAAAAGUGCCUCAUGUGGCCUGUGGACUUGUGCCUGUAAAACAGCUAGAGAGCAGUCUUGAAAGAUAUGUCAAAGUAGAAGAUGCACAGGAGGAGCCCAAGAUGAUUAGUGAAGGCCCAUCGACAUCUUUUUGCCCGAACUGUGUUAGACUGAAGAGACGUAUACGUGAACUGGAAGCAGAGCUUCUUCAUUUUAAACAACAAGAGCAGACCGAGACAUUGUGCUUGCCCCCAUCCGAAUCCCUGCCGAGCGAUGACCUGAGAGUGGUGGAGGCUAUGACGCCCACUCCAGCCGGGAUGGAGGAAGAUGACCAGGAUGUCGACUCUGCAGAUGAAUCCAUUACCGCUGACAUGAUCGUAGCUGCCGACGACUCGUCGAAGCUGUCCGUCAGCCCGGGUCGGCGAAUCCGCCGCUUUAAACAAGAGUGGCUCAAGAAGUUUUGGUUCUUGCGUUAUUCUCCGACGUUGAACGAGAUGUGGUGCCACGUGUGCCGACAGUACACCGUACAGUCGUCAAGGACUUCCGCUUUCAUUAUCGGGUCCAAGCAGUUCAAGAUCCACACCAUCAAGCUUCAUAGCCAGAGCAAUCUCCACAAGAAAUGUCUGCAGUUGUACAAGCUACGCAUGCAUCCUGAGAAGACGGAAGAGAUGUGUCGGAACAUGAUCACGCUGUUCAACGCCGCUUACCAUCUCGCGGUCGAAGGACGGCCGUAUUCCGACAUCCGGCCCUUAGCAGAGCUGUUAAAAAAGUGUGAACUUAAGGUAGUCGAUCAGUACAUGAACGAGAGCGACUGCCAGAUCCUCAUCCACCACAUUUCCCGAGCGUUUAAAGAGGACUUGGUGGAGAAGAUCCGUCUCUCCCCUUUCCUUGGCGUAAUCAUGGAUGGCCAAAAUGAUGAUUUGCUAGCCGACACCGUUGCGGUUUAUGUGCAGUUCAUCACCACAGAGGGUCCGCCUGCUACUGAGUUUGUCUCCUUACAGAGACUGAGUGGUAGCUGUGUAGAUGGAUACCUUCAAGCUGUUGACCGUGCCUUUGGUGACCUAGGUCUACGGCUACAGGACAUGCUCGUGGUUGGCUUGGGAAUAGAUGGUUCCAACAUCUCUUCUAGUCUUCGGGCAAACCUCUACAUAGCCAUACGGAAGACUUUUCCGUUCGUAUUGUGCCUGCCGGUAAUGAUUCAUCGCCCCCAUCUAGAGAUACUGGAUUCCAUCUGUGGGAAGGAGCUUUCAUGUUUAGAUGACUUGGAGAACAACUUGAAGCAUUUGUUGAGCUUCUAUCGGUACUCCCCUCGUAUGAUGACCGAACUGAGGUCAACCGCGCCUACUCUGUCUGAGGAGACGGAGUUUCUCGGGGAUAUACGAGCAGUCCGGUGGAUCAUAGGUGAGCCUAAUGUCCUAAACGCUCUCAUCAAGGACUAUCUCGAAGUGGUGAGCCAUCUUAAAGGCAUCAGCGGUCAGACCCAGAGGGCAGACGCAGCCGCCAUUGCUCUUUCUCUUCUGCAGUUCCUGAUGGAUUACCAGUCUGUGAAGCUUAUCUAUUUCCUUUUGGAUAUCAUUGCUAUUCUGUCACGCCUUGCCUUCAACUUUCAGGGAGAUUAUCUACUGGUUUCUCAAGUAGAUGCCAAGAUUGUGGAAGCCAUUCAUGAGAUUGGUCAGCUAGUCGAUUCUCCAGGAGAGUACCUGCAAGAGUUUGAGGACAAUUUUCGCGAGAGCUUCAACGGCGUGGACCUCAAGAACCUGCGGGUGGCCGAAUCGAAGUUCCAGUCCAUCCGGGAGAAAAUCUGCCUGAAGACCCAAGGGAUUCUGGCCCAACGUAUCGAUAAGCACAGCCAUUCUGUUGUACAGGCUUGCAAGGUGCUCGACCUGUCCUCAUGGCCACGCAAUAGGGAUGACCUCCAAAGCUACGGAGAGGAAGAGAUCCUCGUCAUCUUUGACCACGUGGAGACGAUUCCCUCGUCGGGUCGUGAGCUGUCACACGACCGAGUGGAUUUGCGUGGAAGCCUGAUAAGAGAAUGGAGGGAUCUCAAAGCUGACUAUUUUAGCAUGAAUUGUUUUAAGGAAGUGAUGAGUCAUGUCUGCAAAUAUAAGCAGCGCUUUCCUUUGCUCAACCAAAUCCUGCAGUUGUUGAGGGUCUUGCCCACGUCGACUCUCUGCUGCGACAAAGGACGAGAGGCUUUGCACAAAGUAAGAAGGAACAACCACUCGAGACUGACUCUGGAACAGAUGAACGACCUGCUCACGUUGGCUGUUAACGGGCCACCUAUCGCCAACUUCGAUGGCAAGAGGCCGCUAGACAGCUGGUUUGAGGAGAAGUCGGGGAAUAGUUACACACUUUCUGCAGAAGUGUUGAGCAGACUAUCCCACACUGAGCAAAAACCUGUGCUGCACUCCAUGGACGUGAAUUCAGAGUUUUAUCCUGGUAUUUGACUUCAACCUGCGUUUCAGCCAAUAAUAUUCCAAAAAGCCAUCUCAGUGGGCGUAAACUGACCAGGUGCUGUUAUGUGAUUGGCCAAUAUGAAUGACAUUGGCUCUGCUGCUACAAUGGCCUGGUCAGCAAUCCUUUAUUCAUACAAUUCAUUUAUUUAAAAAUAAAAAAAAUAGUAUGAAUGCCUUUGCAGGGCUUUGGCACUUACACACUUAAACCUAUUCUGGAAUGUGUAAUUAUUUUAUGCGAUUUAUUAUAAUUUUUUUUUUUUUUUUUUUUUUUUUUGAUGCUCCAAAGACAAAGAAAGCACUUAUUUCUUAGGUUGAAUGAAACGAAUAAUCGAUAUCUAUAAAAAAAAAAAGGAUAUUCCAUUUUGUGGAUUUUUUUCUUUUUCUUGUUUUUCCACUUCAGCGUGUCCAAUAUUUGCUUGAAUAUGCACAGUUAUGCCUGAGUUGCUUGCGUACCUGAGAACCUGGUUUUUCUACUAUAAACUGUAUGGGUUCACUACUUUCAUCGUAUGAGAAUUAUGUAAGCUUUUAAUUACGCCAUGUUUAAACGCCGUUAAUCAUCCAUUUAAGUAGAAAGGGUUUUUUUUUUUUUACGACCUUUCUUGCUACUAAGCUUUCUCUUUGAUUGUUCAAUUCAAGCUAAUAUUAGCUAAGGCUAAUUAUUUUGAUUAAAAGUAAUUUUCUUGAUUUUUUUUUUUUUUUUAACAAAAAUUUUUAUUUAGUUUCGUUUUUUUUGUUUUUUUUGCUUCAGAGGACCCUUAUAUAGACUUACGGGCCAUAAUGCAUUACGAAAUUGUAGCCCUGCAUGACGCGGUUUAUUGGCAAUCAUUAAGCGGUUUGGAAUGCAAUAUGCAAGAUGCUCAUGCCUUAUACUCGACUCAUGUUUUAAUCCGAAUUUGACUGUUCCUGUCAUGUUCUCGUUCUUCUGUUGUAGACUAUAUACCUUCUGUCAGUGAGCUAUCAUCUGGGACAUUUCAGCAUACAAACAAAGAGAUGUCUCAAAGGUUUUUAAUAGUGUAAGAAUAAAGAUCCUGAAGAGAUGAUAUUGCGCUCGAGUGCCUCGAGCUGUAUCUUUUCACAACGUGAAAGCAUUUUUUUCUUCUUCCUUUUUUUUUUUUUUGAUUUACCACUAAAUAUUAUUGUUCACAUGCGCAAUGUAUUAUCAUGCAUUUAUUCUCAGUUUCUAAAUACUGAAGAGUUAGGACACUUUUAUGCUCUAGUGAGUAAUAUUAUGGAUUUAGAUCUUUAAAAUACCUAAACAUGAUAUUGAAUGUUUUUUGUUUUGGUUUUUUUUGGGGGGUGUUGGGGGUUCUUUUUAUUUUCUUUUUUUUUUUUUUAAAUUACCGAUCACAGGUGAUUUAUUUAGCGUUUAUAUAGACAAAAAGAAACGAACAGAAUUUGUAAUGCUGCUUUAAAAGUCCGUUAUUGCCAAAAGUUUCUACUGAAAUAACGAGUAUGCGCGUGGAAUCUUAACAUUUUUGCAAUCACUUUUAAUUCUGUUCUCUGAUCUAUCGCAUUUUAAAGGGCACAUAAACGGAGAAUAUGGCCUUAUGCAGUAUAUUUUGUUGAAAUUUGUCUCGUGACAAAUUUGAUACAGUAAUAUUGCAUGUUAUCUGCACAGCAAGAUGUUUUGUUUUUUGUUGUUUUGUUGUUGUUGUUGGUUUUUUUUUUGUUGUUUUUUUUUUAAACAAGAGCCUUUAUGCAAGUAUUGAUAAGUUUCAGUUGUUAUUUUGUAAUAUUGGCAUUUUACAGACCUAUACAACCUGGCAUGCGUUAUUAUUCAUAGCUUCAGAAAGGUUUUCCACACAAUUUGAUGAUCAUUUACGCAGCUCACAUACCGUGUGCAAAAAGCUUUACCGGGGGAAAAAAAAAAAAAUCAUUUGCAUCAUUUAAUAUUUUCAAUACGUUUUAUGAUAAACCUUUAUACUUCCAACAGUGUAUAUUAGAUACGUACCUUUUUUGAUGGUGUUAAUAAUAAACAUUUUAAUGCCAUAUCAUUCCUUGAUUUUAGUGCUAGUUAAGGUCUAAUUUAAUGGUGUAAUGGUUUUCUACAGAAUAAUACUGCAGUGUAUGUCUUUUUUUUUUGUUUUGUUUUGUUGUUUGUUCUUGAAUGUACAGACUGUUACCUCAGAUGUGCAGUGAAAUGGAUAAUUGUGGUACCUAGCUGUAUUAUUCAACCAAAUGUAAUGUGGUGGUGGUUUAAUUUUUUGUUGUUAUUAUUAUUGAGUAGUAGUGUUUAGUAUUUGUUUAGUGUGGGUUUCUUUCUUCGUGGUGGUCUUGAACAGCCAUCACUGCACACGUCUUCCUUGUUUGGAGAUUGAUUGAUUGAUUUGGGAUUUUUCGAUGGGGAUUUACCUUUCGUUAUUUUAUUAAUUUUUUUUGUUUUGGCACGAAGACACACAUUUGCUUGUACCUUAAUUACCAGAAUGUUAUUCUAUUUCUCCCAUUCUUUAAAGAUCAUAAAAGAAGCCGAGAAAACAUCCAUAUUAUUUAUUCACGACGUUUUGUAUCGAUACCUUACCCUGUGCUGUUGGUGUUUUGUCUGGAUCAGCAAAAAGGAACAAUUUUAGAUUCAUAUACAGAAGUUUCAGUGUGAAUGAUGCAUUUUGGUGUUUUGUUCUUUUUUCUUUUCUUUUCUUUUUUCUUAUGAAGUCAACCAAUUUGUGUCAUCAAAUAUAAGCAUUUACACAGCUCUAUACAUCACCGACUUGGGAUUUUGCAUGAAUACAUUGUAACACUGGAAAUACAUAAUUAUAAAGUAUAUGUGAACUUAAGGAGUGAGUUGCAUAUAUGUAUGUGUGAGAUUAUGUACUAUAUAUAUAUGUCCACUCAGAAUGCAAGCUUAAUAAUAUAUAAUUCCACAUAUAACAGUUUAAUAAAGUUGUUUUGUAUUUUAGACGUA